Camelina sativa (false flax) is the source of this 757-nucleotide messenger RNA. RefSeq lists its product as uncharacterized. Gene Ontology annotation, cellular component: peroxisome. Lineage: Eukaryota; Viridiplantae; Streptophyta; Magnoliopsida; Brassicales; Brassicaceae. The record is from RefSeq and is a predicted model, not a curated record. Gene Ontology annotation, molecular function: RNA nuclease activity. Gene Ontology annotation, biological process: regulation of gene expression.
UUCCAUAUAAAGCCUUUCAUCAGUUAUCCGCAGCCGCAGAGAUCUCUAUAAACCCUAAUUUUACUUCUAAUUUUUUUUGUUUUUCAUCGAGAUCAGAGAGUUUCUAAUUUUGUCGAUCAAUCCAUUCAAAAAACCAUGUCGAUCGGCGGGGUUCCGACAGCUGUGUUCUGGGACAUAGUGGAUUGCAAGAUUCAUGACGACCUCAAUAUAGUUGAGGUUACGCAGAACAUUAAAAAGACAAUCUCGGAAGUUGGUAUCGACGGUACGGAAGUCGUCUCAAUCAGGGCUUAUGGUGAAGAUGAUGGCAAAGACCAUGACUUUAACUCCGCAGGGGUAACUUUCACUCACUCUCCCGCAGCAGCGAGACGUGCGAGGCAUAACCAGAUUCUGGUUGACGUUUUGGCGUGGGCUGAAGAGAACCCUCCGCCAGCGAAUUUGUUGCUUAUCAUGGGAGACACUACAAAGGAGUUCGAGAAUGUGAUUCUUUUCUUGAAAUCGUUGAAUUACAGGUAUCUCUUGGCACACCCCUGAGAAUGACGUUGAUUCUCAGGAUUAGCCGUGACAUUUGGAAACUGAUCUGUCUCUGCAAGUAGAAUAAACUAAUGUGUACCGGAAGUAGUGUCUGUAUCGGAAGUAGUAUAAAGUAUAAACUAGUGUGUGUGUGUAUCGGAAGUUAAAUAAGCAUUGUUAGGAUUACGGGAGGAUUAAUGUCGAGAUUAAUGUCUUGUCUCCAUAAAGGAAGGAAAUGAUUAGAUUU